AUGGAAAAGUCAAAUACAAUACUUGACUUUUUCAAGCGAAAAAAUGUACAAAGUUCAAAUGCACAAACUUCGAAUGCACAAACUUCAAAUGUCAACAUUGGUGAUACAUCAUCGCCAACUUCUGAUAUCCCAAUUUCUGAAAAUUCUUCUAAAAGACUUCGGAGAGUUGAUGGCAAUGAAUUUGAUAUUAGUUCAUUGGAGUUUGAUUCUGGAUUGCAUCGAAAAGAUCCUACUUCAUUUCAUAGAGUUGCUGAGAAGUCAUAUGAAGAUUUAAAGAACCAAUCUCAACAUAUACAAAAUGUGUUUGAAAAGCUCACUUCUGAACAAAUUGCAAACAAUCGACUACAGUUGAAAGCCUCAAUUGAUGUUGUUCGAGUGCUUGCAUUUCAAGGUGUUGCUUUUAGAGGUCGGGAUGAAAGUGUGAGUUCUACAAAUCGUGAAAAUUUUCUUGAGAUAUUGGGUUUGACGAUUUCAUAUAAUGAACAGCUUGCUGAAGUGAUCGCUAAAGCUCCCAAAAAUGCCACUUACACAUCACCAACGAUACAAAAACAAAUUUUACCUGUUUUUUCAACCAAAGUAAAGGAAAUAAUUGGUGAUGAAGCUCGUGAUGAGUCAAUGAAAGAGCAAAUGGCUAUAAUUUUAAGAUUUGUUGAUAAGAAUGGCUUUGUGCGAGAACGUUUUUUUGGACUUGUUCAUGUUUCUGAUACUGCGGCAUUAACCUUAAAAAAAUGUAUAUAUUCUGUAUUGUCUAAACAUCAACUAGACAUUCAAAAUAUUCGAGGGAAGAAAUAUGAUGACGCAAGUAAUAUGCGAGGGGGGUGGAAUGGGUUGCAAGCUUUGGUUUCAAAUGAUUGUCCAUAUGCCUACUACAUUCAUUGUUUCGCACAUCAUUUGCAAUUGGCAUUAGUGGCGGCAUCAAAAGAAGUCAUUUCUAUUAAUCAAUUUUUUACCAAAUUGAAUGUUGUCAAUUUUGUUUGUGUCUCAUGCAAUCGGUAUGAAGAAUUGCGGAUUGCCUAA
Messenger RNA from Corylus avellana, 1017 nucleotides. NCBI's taxonomy places the organism in Eukaryota, Viridiplantae, Streptophyta, Magnoliopsida, Fagales, Betulaceae. The record is from RefSeq and is a predicted model, not a curated record.